Acipenser ruthenus (sterlet) is the source of this 2978-nucleotide messenger RNA. Its product is annotated as oocyte-specific histone RNA stem-loop-binding protein 2-like. The transcript has 9 exons. NCBI's taxonomy places the organism in Eukaryota, Metazoa, Chordata, Actinopteri, Acipenseriformes, Acipenseridae. Gene Ontology annotation, cellular component: histone pre-mRNA 3'end processing complex; cytoplasm. The coding region runs from base 200 to 1117 and encodes 305 amino acids. Gene Ontology annotation, molecular function: histone pre-mRNA stem-loop binding; mRNA binding. The record is from RefSeq and is a predicted model, not a curated record. Gene Ontology annotation, biological process: mRNA 3'-end processing by stem-loop binding and cleavage; mRNA transport.
AUUACUGGGUGACCUUCUUGUCAGUCAGAUCUGCCCUGGGACAGCGACAGUGGUCCAUGCCCUUUGUUUGAAUAAUUCUGCAAACCUCUUCAUCUUAAUUUUAAACCCCACGCCCUCUUUGAUAAACUGGCGGGUGAUUUAAACCUGAUUCAAGUCUCCUUUGACUUUCUGUUAUUACAAAAAAUCCUGACUACAGAACAUGUCUGAAUCGGGAUACAAAUCAUUGCAAAAUCUACUGGAACACAGACCGUGGUCAGUACCCACGCAGUUACACUCCCCGGACAGAAAGCUGGAGGAGUGCUAUGGUCUGUCUGGGGCUUCUUUCACAGAACCUUGGCUGCUCCCAGGCUGCAACGGUGCUUACAAUAGCCUUGUGAGGAACCCAUCAUCUGGCACUAUCCUCCCGCAGCUUGGCUCAGACUGUUCUGGAGUGACCGAGGAAUCAAUGCUAUCAUCUCCAAAUACCCCUGAACCAAAAAGGUCUUCAGUCCUGGAGCGCUGUAUAUUCAAGCUGUCGACGGUCAGCGUUGGAGUGGGGACAGACGAUCUGGAUGGCAGAGGGACCCAUGAUGGCAGGACGUCCCGGAAACCCCUUGAUCUGUUAAAAUGUGAGGGCGAUGAGGCGGUUCUGAACAGGCGGCAGAAACAGAUUGACUAUGGCAAAAACACCAUUGGCUACCAGAAGUAUAUACAAGAGGUCCCAAAGAAGAUGAGAAUCCCAAAUGUACACCCGCAGACACCAAACAAAUACAAGAAGUACAGCCGCCGCUCGUGGGACAUGCAGAUCCGACUCUGGAGAAGAACCCUGCAUACCUGGGACCCCCCUGGAGAGAACCUGGACCGGCUACAACAUCUUUUGGACCAGAUGAGUGCUGAAACUUAUGAAAACUUCAAGGACAGCUGUGCUGACCAUCAGAACUUGUUUGGACCUGGGGAGAGGGAUUCCUUUCUAUCACAGGUCCCUGGAUUUCAAACUCAAGGCCUCUCCUAUGCUUUUGACAGCCGACUCCCUCUGGAUGAGCUCAUCAUGGGUUGGAUUCGAUUUCUCAUGGAAGUGAACCACGACAAUUAUCCGCUAGGGGGUUGCCAACCACAGCUUUCAUUCAACAGGGAUUGAAAUGAGACUUCCACUGUGCGGUCAUUGUUUUUGGAUAUUCCAGAUCUAUCUUCUUGUGCUCACCCCAGGCACGCCUUCUUCCUGGAAAUGGCAUUCGCAUUCUCCAACGUAGAAAGAAAUAUGUUCCAGUAGAUUGUCUUCAUAUAAUUUUCCCCAAAUCCAAGUGAAACUCUGUGUCUAUUGAUUUUGUAAUUCUGUGAACCACUAGAUGUCUCUGUUUCGUAAAGAAAGAGCUGUGCAGCGACAUCUGGAGUUAUAGCAGGACCAAGGGCUUCCUAUAAACAGAAGCGCAGCUAUAUUUCUGUAGACCGGGAAGGAGGGGAGGGGGGAAUAUAGCUGAGCAGGGGGUCGUCUUUCUCCCCGUUGGAGAUCCACAGAUGUUUCAAAUCAUCAUCUAAAAUAAAUUAGAAAAGCAGUUUGAUUUAGUAGCAGCAGUUUGGUUUUGGAGCUGCCUGUUCUUAUCAAGUGUACUGCUUUUAAAAUAGUUGAGUAUCUUAGCAACUUGACCUUUUUUAUAGAGUUGGUUUAUUUGUCGGUUUUGCAAAGUUUAGUGCUUUGGUGCACAAAAGGCUUGAUGUCUAAAACAGACUACUUCAUACCGAUUGCUUGGGUUUCCUGGCUGAAGCCUUUAAGCAUGUGGUAUGUGCCUGUCCUUGGAUUACUGGCCUGAUAUCCCUUUAUUUUUAUAUAUAUUUUUUAAACUCUGCUUUGAAGAUCUGUAGUGUAGUUCCUUAUGUGUUUUGUUUAAAUUUUAAAUUAAAAAAAUAAAUAAAUAAAAAAUCUAGUUGGGCUGGUUUCACAGACCCUGAUUUUAGCACUUCUGUCUGGAUAAGCUAACCUAAGGUAACAACAAAUAGUCUGAAAUUCUAAUCUGUGUUUGUGAAAUGGAUCUAUAUCCACUGUUGUUCCUAACUUCAGUACACUGAUGGCACUUACCAACACUUUUGUCUACGUGACUUGGUUUCUUAAGUUUUCCCUUGAUUUGUGUGUUUUAAGUUAUUGCUGAACAUCAUAAAUUACCAACUACAUCUUAAACCUAAUUCCCGGGCUGUUCCUGACCUAUUUUGGUUAUCGGAUUGUUUUCAUAUCUUAUUGCAAACCACAAGGUAAAUGCUGUAUUUAUGAAGCCAUUUUCAAACCACUGAACCUUUUUGAAGGCUCUGUCAUGUGCCUGUGCUAGAAUAUGCCAGAACUAUCCUGUAACUUUUGUUUUUUAAAUGUAUUUCUAGGAAAGCACCCAGUCCUUUAAGAGGUGGUUCUUCAUGCAUGCUUGUUUUAAGCUGUCGAUUUCUAGUGGUUGUGUUUGGGUUGUACCUUGUAUGUCAAGGUAUAGCCUAGAGUCGGCCUGGAGGAACCAAUCCAUUGAUGGGUCCAUAUAAAGCUUUGUUUGACAAGCACUGUCCCUAUUCUUAAGCCUAACACUCUUUCAAAGAGCAAGUCAGAAUGUCUGGUGUGUGUGUGGUGUGUGGUUAUUUAUUUUUCUUUCUUCCUUUCCCCUUCUCAAUUUCCUUUUCUUUAUUCUAAAGUAAAAGUAGUCCCUAUACCCUUUUAUCGUUUUAUUGUUUUUCUUUCAGCAAUACUGGUAAUGUCACGUACAGGAAAUUUACUUGCAAUCAUCUGUUUCGCAAUUUAUUGUAGAUUACUUUUUUUUUUCCGGUAUGUAAACUAAACUGUAUCAACUCUGUAGACCAGUGUAACCAUGUGGCCCAAAGGGAACAAAGCACUGUAAACUGGCAAUGACAAAGCAACAUGCAUAAUAAAACUAGAAUAAAAAAAUGAUUUCUCGUGAAGUACUGCAAUUUUGGUAUAGUGUGUGUGUUUUCUUUUAGGUUGUGGGAAAGCCAUUUUGGGAACAAGUUUU